CUUCCCUGGCUCUGAGGGGUUUGCACAAUGGCCAAGUGCUUCAGCCUGGUGUUGCUUCUUGCUUCCAUCUGGACCUUGAGGUUUCUGGCCCAAGGCUCUGUCAGAGUACAAGAGCUUUCCAUCUCACUGCCGUGCAGAAUUCUGGGGGUCACCCUCGUGAACAAAAAGGUACAUCGGCAGAUGAACUUCACAGAAGCCAAGGAGGCCUGCAGGCUGCUGGGACUAACUUUGGCCAGCAAAGACCAGGUGGAAGCAGCAUGGAAGUCUGGCUUUGAGACCUGCAGUUAUGGGUGGAUUGGAGAAGGGUACACGGUCAUCCCUCGGAUUCUCCCGAACCCCAAGUGUGGGAAGAAUGGGAUAGGCGUCCUGAGUUGGAAAGUUCCGGUUAGCCAGACGUUCAGGGCCUAUUGUCACAACUCAUCUGAUAUUUGGGUCAACUCGUGUGUUCCAGAAAUUAUCACCACUGAUGAUCCCAUGUUUGACACUCAAACUGCACCAUACACAUCAGAGUUCACGGACAGUGACGGCAUCUACUCAGAAGCAUUCACAACACCUGUUCUUGCCACUACCCCUGCUCCAGCCACCACUUCUGUUCCACGGAGGAAAAAAUUGAUUUGCAUCACAGAGCUGGUUACGGAAACUAGUUUCAUGUCUACAGAAACAGAACCCUCUAUUGGAGGGGAAAAAGCUUUCAAGAAUGAAGCUGCUGGGUUUGGAGGUGUUCCCACGGCUCUGCUGGUACUUGCUCUUCUCUUCUUUGGUGCUGCAGCUGGUCUGGCAGUUUGCUACAUCAAAAGGUAUGUGAAGGCUUUUCCGUUUACAAACAAGAAUCAACAGAAGGAAAUGAUUGAAACCAAAUUAGUGAAGGAGGAGAAAGCUGAUGAUGGCAGUCCUAAUGAAGAAUCAAAGAAAACAAAUAAAAAUCCAGAGGAGCCCAAGAGUCCACCCAAAACCACAGUGCGAUGCCUGGAAGCUGAAGUUUAGAUGCAAAAAGAAAUGAAAAGCCACACCUGAGGCUAGUUUCUUUCCUGAACCAUCCCAGCUCCAGGUGGGGAAUCUAAAAGGGCCAAAGAACCAAAGAAGAAAGUCCACCAUUGGUUCCUAAUGGGAAUCAGCUCAAGGCUGCCUUUGGGCUAUGAUGUUCUCCAAAGGGACCCCCUCUUCUUACCGCACCCCUUUCUGGACCCUAUCUUUCUACCUCCAAAACUUCCCACAACCUCUCCAGCCUGCCUGUGUCCUAGUAAUAUCCCACUGGGAGAAAGGAGCUUUGCAAAAUACAAGGACCCAGGAGUACUCAUCUGUACACAUUUGUAAACUGGCUUCUGGGUUGGCAGAGACUAGGGAGUAACAGGCAGACGCGUCACUGAGACCAGGCUGGCUCCGUAGCCCAGAGCCUCUCUGCAGCUCUGAAAGGGAAACACUUAUGUCACCUGACAGGUCCCUUUGAGCCAGGCACAAAAGGUUUGAGACCUAAUCUCUGGGAAGCCAAAAUAAAUAGAGCGAUAGAAGGAGGCCAGGAUCCUGCCAGCACCAUUGUCAGCAGGGACUGUAAACACAGAGGGCCAGGUAUUCUUCCCUGAGCAAAUUGAUUGGAAACACUUUUUAGAACAUUCUCACACUUUCUUUUCUCUCUACUAUUUUCUCUACUAUUCCUCUGAUUUUCUCCAGAGGAAUAGACUUUUAUAAGGAACAACCCCCCCA
Messenger RNA from Marmota flaviventris (yellow-bellied marmot), 1701 nucleotides. RefSeq names its product lymphatic vessel endothelial hyaluronan receptor 1 (gene Lyve1). NCBI's taxonomy places the organism in Eukaryota, Metazoa, Chordata, Mammalia, Rodentia, Sciuridae. Gene Ontology annotation, biological process: cell adhesion. Gene Ontology annotation, cellular component: plasma membrane. The record is from RefSeq and is a predicted model, not a curated record. Gene Ontology annotation, molecular function: hyaluronic acid binding; transmembrane signaling receptor activity.